AAGACACAAGUAUCCCAUUGUCCGAAGGGAAAAUAUUUAGACUCUUCCUUACUCGGUAAGUUUUCCAUGGCGAAUCGGUCCGGAUCACAAUCUUCUGUCGUCAUAACCAUGAAGGUGACCACCACGCCGGCGGCACAUUUAGCUUUCACCAACUUGGCCUACUGCUCACCCUCUGAUCUCUCUCAGUUCGCUGUUCCUGGCUCCGAUCUCUUCCUCGCCAACGUCGCUGACGUCUUCACUUUGUCCUUGUCUGGACACGAGAGCAUCCAAGAUGGAACUAUUGCUCUUAAUCUUGUUCAACGUAGACAUGCUAGAGUUUCUGCUGAUGACAUGGUUACCAUCACCAGAUUUGUUCCUCCUGAAAAAUUUGACCUAGCUUUGCUAGCACUUGAGUUAGAAUUUGUGAAGAAGGGUACUAAAACCGAACAGGUAACUCAUUUUUUUACAGCUCUUGUGAUCUGUGAACAUGUAUGUAUGAUGGAUAUUACUCUUCAGGUUGAUGCUGUGGUCCUUUCAACCCAGCUCAAGAAGAAGUUCAUGUAUCAGGUCUUCACAGUAGGACAGAGAGUUACAUUUGAGUUUCAUGGAACUAAUUACAUUCUUACCGUCGACCGAGCGGUUGUAGAGGCUGAUUGGAACCAAACAAAUGGUAUCGAAAGAGGGAUGAUCUGUAACGAUACAUAUUUUGUGUUUGAAGCAUCAAACGCAAGUGGUAUAAAGAUUAUGAACCAACGAGAGGCUGCUACUAGGAAAAUAUUUAAAGAAAAAGAGUUCAACCUUGGGUCUCUGGGCAUUGGUGGCUUAAAUGCAAAGUUCGAUGAAAUAUUCCGAAGAGCAUUUGCUUAUCGUACAUAUCCUCCUCAUCUCAGGAACAGACUUGGGGCAAAGCACGUUAAAGGGGUUCUUCUUUUUGGACCCCCCGGUACUGGCAAGACCUUGAUGGCUCGCCAAAUUGGAAAAAUGCUAAAUGGAAAGGAGCCCAAGAUUGUGAAUGGUCCUGAGGUGCUAAGCAAGUUUGUGGGUGAGUCAGAAAAGAAUGUCAGAGACCUGUUUGCUGAUGCUGAGAAUGACCAGAGAACCCUUGGUGAUGAUAGUGAGCUCCAUGUCAUUAUUUUCGAUGAAAUCGAUGCAAUUUGUAAGUCAAGAGGAUCAAGCAGCGAUGGUACAGGUGUCCAUGACAGUAUUGUCAACCAGCUUCUGACAAAGAUAGAUGGCGUGGAGGCCUUGAACAAUGUCUUACUUAUUGGAAUGACAAACCGGAAGGAUAUGCUUGAUGAAGCUCUUCUAAGGUCUGGAAGGUUAGAAGUUCAUAUUGAGAUUGGCCUCCCUGACGAAGCUGGACGUGUAGAAAUUCUUCAUAUUCAUACCAAAACGAUGAGGGAAAAUUCUUUCCUUGCUCCUGAUGUUAAUCUCCAAGAGCUUGCUGCUCAGACGAAGAACUAUAGUGGUGCUGAGCUUGAAGGUGUUGUGAAAAGUGCAACAUCAUAUGCUUUGAACAGACAUCUGAAAAUCGAAGAUCUUUCCAAACCAGUGGAUGAAGAGAAUAUUAAAAUUACUAUGGAGGAUUUUCUUCAAGCAUUACGUGAAGUUAAGCCUGCAUUUGGAGCCUCUCCUGAGGCCCUUCAAAAUUGCAGACCCAAGGGAUUCGUGGACUGUGGUGAUCGGCAAAAUCUCAUCUACCAAAGAAUCAUGUUUCUUGUUGAGCAAGUUUCCAACGAAACAAGUCCUCCAGUCACUUGUCUUCUUGAGGGACCUAGUGGAAGUGGGAAAACUGCUUUAGCUGCGACCAUUGGCAUAGACAGUAACUUCCCAUAUGUUAAAAUAGUCUCAGCAGAGACCAUGGCUGGUCUUCAGGAAAGCACGAAAGCUGCGCGCAUUGCUAAGGUCUUUGAGGAUGCAUACAAUUCACCAUUAAGUAUUGUUAUCCUUGACAAUAUUGAAAGGUUGUUGGAAUACUCAGAAAUUGGACCACGAUUUUCAAACACGAUCUUUCAAACAUUAUUAAUAUAUCUCAACAGGCUUCCAAAAGAGGGGAGCAAACUUCUUAUACUUGCUACAACAAGUGAAAUAACUUUCUUGAAAGCUGUUGGUUUGCGUAAAGCUUUUUCUGUCACAUAUUCUGUUCCUUUACUUAGGACAGAGGAUGUCAAGAAGGUGCUAGAGCAACUAAACGUGUUCUCAAAUGAUGAUAUGGAAGAAGCUUCCAAAGCCCUUAAUGAUAUUCCAAUCAAGAAGCUGUACUUUCUUAUCGAGAUGGCAGCACAAAGAGAUGGCAGGUCUAAAGAGACUAUCUACACCAGAAAGGAGAAAUUGGACCUCACUCAUUUCUUUGAUUGCCUUGAGGAAGUUACAGAAAAUUAGAAUACAGUAGUUAAGUUAAGACAUUCAUAUUGAUGUUGCGUAAUCAAAUUGGUUCAGUUUCGUAUCGGAAUAUUAAACUCUAGUAGAUAGUUUUCGGCGCUACGCGCGGAUAAUUAUUUUUAUAUUUUACUAUUAAUUUUGUUGCGUGAAUAUAAAAUAUUAUAGAAUAUAGUUGUGUUCUUAAACUAUUAAAAUUAUAUGUUAUGAUAUAAAAUGGGAGACUUUCUCUGA
This is a messenger RNA of Raphanus sativus (radish), 2592 nucleotides long. Its product is annotated as vesicle-fusing ATPase. Gene Ontology annotation, biological process: Golgi to plasma membrane protein transport; SNARE complex disassembly; intra-Golgi vesicle-mediated transport. Gene Ontology annotation, molecular function: ATP hydrolysis activity; ATP binding. Gene Ontology annotation, cellular component: Golgi stack. The transcript is spliced from 20 exons. NCBI's taxonomy places the organism in Eukaryota, Viridiplantae, Streptophyta, Magnoliopsida, Brassicales, Brassicaceae. The coding region runs from base 67 to 2361 and encodes 764 amino acids. The record is from RefSeq and is a predicted model, not a curated record.